Messenger RNA from Mugil cephalus (flathead mullet), 3411 nucleotides. It is a transcript of the gene erlin1, whose product is annotated as ER lipid raft associated 1. The coding region runs from base 143 to 1159 and encodes 338 amino acids. The transcript is spliced from 12 exons. Gene Ontology annotation, biological process: SREBP signaling pathway. Lineage: Eukaryota; Metazoa; Chordata; Actinopteri; Mugiliformes; Mugilidae. Gene Ontology annotation, cellular component: endoplasmic reticulum; endoplasmic reticulum membrane. The record is from RefSeq and is a predicted model, not a curated record. Gene Ontology annotation, molecular function: cholesterol binding; ubiquitin protein ligase binding.
GAGGGAGUGUCGCUGAAUGAUAAGGGCAGAAGGGGAGGCGGUGCGAUAACAGUGGUAAAUUUAUUUCUCAUAAGUCUGCUAGUUUACCUGCUACAUGUUGACAAUUUAGUCUGCGCGUAGUGUAAGGUGUGUGAUAGCAAGGAUGACAAUGCCGCAUGUUGGGGCAGUAUUUGCUGCAAUAGCAGGAGUGACGGCCAUCCUGUUGCACUCCUCUAUUCACAAAAUAGAAGAAGGUCACCUUGCUGUGUACUACAGGGGUGGGGCAUUGCUGACGUCUCCCAAUGGCCCUGGCUAUCACAUCAUGCUGCCUUUCAUUACCACCUACAGAUCAGUACAGACUACGCUCCAGACAGAUGAGAUCAAGAAUGUGCCUUGUGGAACAAGUGGCGGUGUGAUGAUCUAUUUCGACAGGAUAGAAGUUGUUAACAUGCUGGUCCCUACAGCAGUGGUCGACAUUGUGAGGAACUACACCGCGGAUUAUGACAAAACUCUCAUUUUCAACAAGAUACACCACGAACUCAACCAGUUCUGCAGUGUACACACGCUGCAGGAGGUUUACAUUGAGUUGUUUGACAUCAUAGAUGAGAACCUGAAGACUGCUUUGCAAAAAGAUCUUAAUGCGAUGGCUCCUGGACUAACAAUACAGGCAGUGCGUGUAACCAAGCCAAAGAUCCCAGAGUCCAUCCGGAGAAACUUUGAACUCAUGGAAGCAGAGAAGACCCGUCUAUUAAUAACAGCUCAGACUCAGAAAGUGGUGGAAAAGGAAGCAGAGACCGAAAGGAAGAAAGCCAUUAUUGAGGCUCAGAAAUUGGCCCAGGUAGCGGAGAUCCACUUCCAGCAGAAGGUGAUGGAGAAGGAGACGGAGAAAAGGAUCUCUGAAAUAGAGGAUGCUGCCUUCCUGGCCAGGGAGAAGGCGAAGGCUGAUGCAGAAUAUUACACGGCGGCCAAGUUUGCUGAAUCAAACAGGCUGAAGUUAACCCCAGAAUACCUGGAGCUGAUGAAAUACCAGGCCAUAGCAGCUAACAGUAAGAUCUACUUCGGCCAGGACAUCCCGAACAUGUUUGUGGAGGGCACCAAUAAUCCAUCCAAGUCUGCGCGCUCGCCCUCUUUACCCAAUUCUGAUCCAGACUUACUCAAAGCGAAACUAGACGGGCAGUGAGUCCACGGCUCUGCCUCUACACAGGACAGGGGAGCCUGAGGAGGACUUGUCUUGUCAGUGGGGUGGAGAAACACCGAACUGAAGACGACAGCUUUGCAGCUAGUUUGGUGAACAACACACUUCAGUCUUAAAUCUAAAUGGCAAAAAAAAAAACCAGAGUGGGAAACGUUUAAGGUGACAGACGAGUGGAAGUGAGAUGUAGGAUGGGUGCGAUGAAAAGGAGAAAGGAGGUUUUUUUUUGUUUGUUUGUUUUUUUAAAACCUUCCACUCAAGACAAGUUUAAGGAAUGAGAACGGUGCCAUAGUUAAAAAUCAAAAGCAUAAAACAUGCUUAUGCCUGGGAAGGCGACAGCAAGUAGUCGCCCUAAUUUACACGUGCUUGCAAUCAGUGCAGUGUUUAACUUUGCUUUUGGAGCUGCAGUAGUUAAUUUGUUGUAUGCAAGAGGAAUGAUUUGUGAUGAGAAAUGAUAAUUAAUUAUUAUUAACUUUUAUUUUCUAAUUUUUUUUUUUUUUUUUGGAAAAUUAAUGGCUUUUUUUUUAGCAGCACUGGAAUCUUGACAGGUGACACUAAUUAAAAGUUGAACGGAUGGUCUAAUAGUGUUCGGGGGUCAAGUCAUCUCUGUACCACCUUCUCUUGCACUGAGUCACUCUCCACACGAGUCGGUGUCGUGGCCGUUUAAUCUCACCUCGUCUCAAACGCUGCUGGUCGAGGAAUUUAUGACACUUCAGCUGAAGUUUGACCGUUGCUAAUGUAGUGUUUUCACUAUAUUGAGUCCACAUUAAUUUCCACUCAGCUGAAAUCAUUACAGAUAAGAGCUGUGAACAUUUUUUUUUUUUUUUUUUUUUAAAUAAUAAUAGUGGAGGUUUGGACAAAUGCUGUCAGACUGGUAGUUGUACGGUUUACUUUCUGGUGUUAGUUUUCUGUUUUUGUGGUUGAGGUCUGCUGGCUUCCUGUGGCAUUUACUGUGAAGCAAAACGAGAGGAAAAAAAAAAGAGUCCUAGUGCUGCUUAAAGAAAGUCAGAUUUGUCUUCUAAAAGCUUAUUCAAAAUGAUCCGCUACUUUUUGUUACUAUUACUCAACAUGCACUUGAGCAACAGUAACAGUGGGUUGUAGGAAGUUGUGAUUUCUAUUCCCUGUCGAGAAGUCAGCACAUCUUUCUCUCCUCCGUCUUGCUUUGAUUGUCAGGGUCAUGCAUGCAAAAAUUUUGUAGUUCGGUUCAGACAGUUAAUAGAGCCUGAGAGUGUUUGCCACCUCUGUUGACAUGGAGCUUAUUCAGACGUGGUUAAAUGUAAAUUCUCAGGAAAGGCAUUUUAAUGAGACAGCUGCUCAGUGUUAAGCAGAGCAUACAGCCUCCAGAAGCCAAAAUCCACUAAUAAAACUGAUUUAAGGAUGAGCAAAGCUACGGUUUCAUCUAAAAAUCAACUUUUUUUUUUUUUUUUUUUUAAUGUGCACCUUCUGUUUACAGUGAGCAUCUGCGACAGUGAUAGAUUAUGAAACAUUAGGAUUAAGUAUACUUGAUUUAUUAAAAUAGAAAUAAAAUAAACAAAAAAUCUCUUUUCCACUGUCAGCGUUCUUCCUGUAAUUCAUGAAUCGGUGGAGAGACACAGUUCUUAAUUACAACUUCCACUUUAAGAAGACUUUGUUUAACCUCUCGCGGGUUAUGUAAUGACAUGAUAGAGAUGAAUGUGAUUGUCGCGUCGGUUUUUAAAAAGAUGCAAGUUGGUGCUAGUUUUUGUUUCUUUCAGCUUUUGGAUUUUGUUCAGUUCUUUGUUGCAGAAAUUCUUCCACUAUUCAGAAUUUAAGAAGCCUUAAAUAAUAAUUCUUAGACUGAUGGGUUACCCCCCAGAGUUAAAUAUUCAGUGAUUCUUGCAGAGUAAAAUGCACUUCUUAAGAGUUUGGACGUACAUACUGUACUGUACUGCACGGCCUCAUCUUUGAUUCUAUCUGAGAAAGACACAACUAACAGUGGACACUACUCGUGCUGUUUUACGUGACCUCCAAUUAGCGGCAGUUAGAGGCUGCACUCUGCUUUGGCUUCGGUGAUGGGUUCAAAUAAAGAUGCAAAAGAGGGGUAUGAAUCACUCAUGAAACAGAUUUUUUCUUUUUUCUUUUUUUGUCAAUAUUUUGUACAAUCUGUGAAAUUCAAAUGUUGUCUCCUUGUUUUAAAAAGUUUAUAUGCAAAAAUGUUUUCAAGUUUUGACAAUGUUCUUAUGUAAAAUAAAACCUAUUUUGGUACCUCUCUUCUAUCUGUG